Messenger RNA from Chlorella variabilis, 2235 nucleotides. RefSeq lists its product as hypothetical. The transcript has 16 exons. The coding region runs from base 1 to 2235 and encodes 744 amino acids. Lineage: Eukaryota; Viridiplantae; Chlorophyta; Trebouxiophyceae; Chlorellales; Chlorellaceae. Gene Ontology annotation, biological process: phosphatidylinositol biosynthetic process; positive regulation of kinase activity. Gene Ontology annotation, molecular function: protein binding. The record is from RefSeq and is a predicted model, not a curated record. Gene Ontology annotation, cellular component: PAS complex; endosome membrane.
AUGAGCCAGUCGGUGCUGCCUGCGUACGUGUUGAAACAUAUCGCAGACCGGCUGUAUGAGAAGCGCAAGCUGGCGGCGCUGGAGGUGGAGCAGGUGGUGAAGCAGCUGGCGAUGAACGGCAGGAUGCAGCGCAUCGACGACGUCAUCAGCUCCCUCACCACCUACGCCACCUCCUCGCAGUCCAACGCGCGCAAGGGCGGCCUGCUGUGCCUGGCGGCCACCGCGGUGGCGCUGGCGGGGUGCCCCGCGGGCACGCCGCGCCCGCCCGACCUGCUGCAGCGCAUCGUGCCGCCCAUCCUGGCUUCCUUCACCGACCAGGACAACCGAGUGCGGUACUACGCCAUUGAGAGCCUGUGGAACGUGGCCAAGAGCACGCGCGACACCUUCCUCCAGGUCUUCCCCGACGUCUUUGACGCCCUGUUCCGCCUCUGCUCAGACGCCGACACAAACGUGCAGAACGCCGCCUCCUUCCUGGACAACCUGGUCAAGGACAUUGUGGCGGAGAGCCAGGAGUUCAGCGUGGCGGGGUUUGUGCCGCUGCUGCGCGAGUACCUGGAGGUGGCCAACCCCUUCAAGCGCCAGUUCCUGCUGGGAUGGCUCAGCCUGCUGGACAGCCUUCCGGAUGUGGAGCUGGCGGCGCACCUGCCCAGCCUGCUGCCGGGCCUGCUGGGCAUGCUGAGCGACGGCAACGCGGAGAUACGCUCCGCAUGCACCAAGCUGCUGCAGGAGUUCUUGCUGGAGGUGCAGACCAGCGGGGGCGGCGCCAACGUCAGCCAGAUCGCCCUCAUCCUGGCCGAGCAGCUGGAGCAGCGGCGGGACGACCCGGCGGCACAGCUGACGACGCUGAGGUGGCUGCACACCCUGGUGCAGCUGGCGCCCAAGCAGCUGCUGCCGCACACCGCGGCGCUGCUGCGGGAGGUGCUGCCUUGCCUGGGGCAUGAAGACACCAGCAUCAGCGCCGCGGCCCGCCAGGUCAACAGCGACCUCCUGGAGCAGCUGCAGCAGCAGCAGCAGCAGCAACAAGGCGCCAACGGAGUGGCGGCCGCUGCGGCCGCCGCCGCCAGCGGCCUGGACAGCCAGGCCCUUCUGGCGACCGUCAGCAAGCAGCUGGAAGGGGAGGCGGAGGUGUCCAAGCUGGAGGCGCUGCAGUGGGUGCAUGCCCUGCUGUCCAGGGACGCGCGCCUGCUGGAAGACCAGCAGCAGCUGCUGCUGGCGGCGCUGUGCGAUGCGCUGGCGGCGGCUUCGGACCGAGUGGUGACCGAGUCACUGACGGUGCUGGCGUCUGUGGCGGAGCAGCGGGGCCACUUCCCGGCCGUCAUCGCGGCCCUGCUGGACUGCUUCCGCGGCGGCAGCGGCGCGCGCCUGCUCCAGCGCCGCGGCGGCCUGAUCAUACAGCAGCUCAGCCAGCGGCUGGGAGGGCUGCGCGUGUACAAGGAGCUGUCCCGCCUGCUGCAGGCCAGCUCCCGCUGCCGCCGCUGGCUGCCGGAGGAGGAGGAUGUGGGCUUUGCGGGGGCCAUGGUGCAGGCCCUCAACCUCAUCCUGCUCACCAGCAGCCAGCUGCAGGCGCGCGGCUCUGCAGGGCGGGCCAGGCAGGCAGAGCUGCGGGCGCUGCUGCAGAACAGCCUGCGGUCUUCGGAGGCCGCCGACGUCUUCACCCAGCUCUUCUCCUCCUGGAGCUACAGCUGCGCCGCCUCGCUGGCGCUGGCGCUGCUGGCGCAGGCGUACAGCCUGGCGUGCGAACUCCUGGCGGUGAUGGCGCAGGAGCCGCUGAGCAUGCGCCCCGAGACGGUGGUGGAGCUGAGCCAGCUGGUGUCGCUGCUGGAGGCGCCAGCCUUUGCGCCGCUGCGCCUGCAGCUGCUGCAGCCUGCGGCGCACCCGGCGCUGCUGCGGGCCGCGCACGGCCUGCUCAUGCUGCUGCCCCAGGGGGACGCCUUCCGCAUGCUCCAGACCCGGCUUCAGAGCAUCCCCAUCAUGGCGCUGCUGUCGAUCAAGGAGCAGCAGCAGCAGCGCGGGCCCGGCAUGGCCCGCAGCAGCAGCAGCUCCGCGGUGCAGGAGGCGGCGGCGGCCGACUCCCCGGGGUCGCUGGCCGAGCGGCAGCGCCCGCAGGAGCUGCAGGAGCAGCAGCCGCGGUCGCCCACGCAGCGCCAGCAGGUGCAGCAGCGGGGGCCGCUCAUAGAGGACAGGCGCCUGGUGCAGCUGUUCAAGUCCCGGGUGGCCCGGCUGGCCUCGGCCUGA